This is a messenger RNA of Volvox carteri f. nagariensis, 1606 nucleotides long. RefSeq lists its product as uncharacterized. Bases 101 to 1147 code for a protein of 348 amino acids. The record is from RefSeq and is a predicted model, not a curated record. Gene Ontology annotation, cellular component: ATP-binding cassette (ABC) transporter complex. Gene Ontology annotation, biological process: phospholipid transport. The transcript has 7 exons. Lineage: Eukaryota; Viridiplantae; Chlorophyta; Chlorophyceae; Chlamydomonadales; Volvocaceae.
CCAUGCUACUGGUUAACAUUCACAAUUGAAUGUAACGUGCACCUUUUCCAGGACACCGAGCUCAUAAUUGCCGACAAUUUUGCAUAAGCCAAGGUCUAACAUGGCCCUUUCGGGCCGCUUGGGGUUGAUGGCAGGCCCCACGGCGCCGCAUAUAGCAAUCCUGCCACCUCUUGUUCGGCGUGUUACCUCCAUUGGUCCAUGCGCGACACCGCAUCGCUUGGGAACAGGGUGUUGCAAGUGUUCCAGAAAUUUUACUGCUAAAGCAGCAAAUUCUACCUUGGAUGCGAUUGCGCCUGAGCCUGAAGAGCGGGAAUCGACGCCUAUGUCGCAGACGGCAGACGCACCAGGUAUCUUAAAGGCCCUUGACCGCUACAAAGCUCCGAAAUGGCUAUUCCGGUCCGUCGCCUGUCUGGUCCUGGGCGGGCAGGUCGUGCUGCGGAUAUUUAAAGGUAACAUCCACUGGCGUAACACGGUGGAGCAGCUGCGACUCGUAGGUCCCGCAUCUCUGGGUGUCUCGCUUUUGACAGCCGGCUUCGUGGGCAUGGUCUUCACCAUCCAGUUCGUUCGGGAGUUUGCCAAGCUGGGCCUUACUCGCUCCGUGGGGGGCGUGUUGGCUCUGGCGCUGUCCCGCGAGCUCACCCCCGUGGUGACGGCGAUCAUUCUGGCGGGUCGGGUGGGGUCGGCCUUCGCCGCGGAGCUGGGAACAAUGCAGGUCUCGGAGCAAAUGGACAGUCUGCGGGUGCUGUUCACGGACCCGGUGGACUACCUGGUGACGCCCCGGGUGCUGGCGUCCAUGAUCGCGGGACCCAUACUCAACGUGCUGUGCUUCUGUAUGGGUAUGGGCGCCGCCGUACUGCUUGCGGAUCUGGUGUACAACGUGCCUGCAAACGUCAUUGUUGACUCGGCACGCCGUGCGUUGACUUCGUACGACGUGUUGACGAGCAUGGUCAAGAGCUGGGUAUUCGGCACGGUGGUGGCAACGAUUUCGUGCGCCUGGGGCUUCACCACCAGCGGCGGGGCUAAGGGAGUUGGCGAGUCCACCACCAGCGCCGUGGUCAUAUCGCUGGUCACCAUCUUCAUCGCCGACUUCUUCCUCUCCUUCAUAUUCUUCCAGGGCCAGGGCACGGCGCUCAAACAGCUCAAGUAGCGAAGGGGGCGGCUGAUUGAGCUGGGAGGGGCCCCCUGGGGUGGGGUGGGGUGGGGUGGGGUGGAAUGAAGGGAUGUGAGGGUGUGGCGUUCCAAUUGAUUUGGUCUGGUGGGGGAGCUCCUCCAGGAGAGGCUCCCUUUGAUUUGAGGUGGCUAGAAAGAGAGACUCGGGACCCUUUGACAAGUGCGGACCGGACCCGGGGGCUUCCUGGGUUUGGAUUUGGAUCCUGAUGAACGCUGUUGGAUCCGAACUCGGACGGGGCGUUGGAGGGGGGUUACGGGCGGGGGGAAAGACUACGUCGGACGUCCCGGAGUCGUGUUUGCUGGCUUGGGAGUCCCUAGGGCCAUUUCGGGGGGGGGGUAAGCCUUGGGGUGUGUGCGCAAGUGAGGAUAUGCGUGUUGGUGUUGGUGUGUGUGGUGGGCGGGGUAGGUGAGCUGGCGGUAAUUACGUUUCUUGAGU